AUGUCCCAUAUCCGUCAUUGUCCCGAAUUCCAGCUCGCCCGGUCUGAUUCCAAAAACCCAGAGACGACCUGUCAAGGGCUGACGUCCGGUGGCAGAAGAUGUCGGCGAACAGUGAAAGCUGCAUCGAAAAGACAGAAUACCAAGCAAGGGGACGGCGGCAAGGCAGAUCAUAUCACGAUAGAAGUGCCAGGGGGCAUGUUUUGCUGGCAACAUAAGGGUCAGAGUGAAACACCGUCAUCGCCUAUAAAACUCAGGACUUCAAGGCUCAAAACGAGAUCUAGUCUGGACACUCUCAUCGAGAGAGUAGGGGUGUUAUCCGUCGAUGAAGUGCGGCCUGUACACGGCAGUACGGCCGUGCCUGAGAUCGAUAUAAAUAAGGAUUGUGGACGCCGUUCAAAUCACAGCAGUGGCAUGAGGAAACCAGAGCCAGUGGCUGGUGUAGCUACUCUGCAUGUCCCAAAUAGGCCAAAGAGCAAGUCAAAACGACGAAUGAAGUUUGUUUGUUUCUUUGCUCCUAUUGACGGCGAUGAUGAGAAUCAUGCUAUACAAGUCCAGGACCCGAUUCCAUACUCUCCGCUGAACGCUGGCCGUCGGCCUGCAAGACCUGGCAAAGAACCAGCCUCCGGCCACAGGCUGGGCUGGGGGAAGAAGCCUCUGCCGCCUCCUGAUCCAGCAUCAUUACGAAACCAUCAAGCCUUGAGCUCUUCUGCUCCUACGCGGCCUGGUCAAUCCCAGACAGAGUAUCUUCUUUCGUGGAUACCAUCUAACCUAUCACCGGAGACAACUUCAAAGUUACUCCGGAAACUCGCUGAGCCUUUAUCCGCAGCCGAAGAAGCGGGAUACAUCUACAUAUACUGCGUGACACCCGGUGAUUCACGCCCACGAGCAGACGAAACUGCUUCCUUAAUACCCUCCUCACCCGACCGACGUGAUGCCGGAAGAAGGCGUACAAGCGACGUCAUGUCCUCUGCAGGCAUCGCUCCCACAUCCCGGAUCACAAAGCACGACCCAGACGGCAGCCGGACAGCAAACACUAUAACGUUGAAGAUUGGGCGUGCCGUCAACGUCUGCCGUCGAUUGACCCAACAGUGCUCUCAUAACCUCACGCUAAUUCGUUAUUAUCCUUACCACCCCUCGUCUGGAACUGCAUCCUUGAAUAUUCUCCCCCAGAAGGCCCCGAACGUGCAUAGGUUGGAGAGACUGGUACAUCUCGAGCUGGCUGAUAUAAGGGUAAAACCCGGGAAACCGUGUGUGGAGUGUGGGAAGAAACACCAGGAGUAUUUUGAGGUUGAGGCGAGCAGAGAACAUCUCAGGAGGGUGGAUGAGUGUGUGAAGCGGUGGGUUAAGUACAGCCAGCUCAAUCCGACGAGCUGA
Molecule: messenger RNA, 1374 nt
Organism: Microsporum canis CBS 113480
Lineage: Eukaryota; Fungi; Ascomycota; Eurotiomycetes; Onygenales; Arthrodermataceae
Exons: 2
Coding region: 1-1374 (457 amino acids)
Source: RefSeq, a predicted model, not a curated record